GUGAGGACACUCUUUGUCAGCGGGCUGCCUCUGGACAUCAAGCCCCGGGAACUUUACCUGCUCUUCAGGCCCUUUAAGGGGUACGAAGGAUCUCUCAUCAAACUCACCUCCAAGCAGCCCGUGGGCUUUGUCAGCUUCGACAGCCGCUCCGAGGCGGAGGCAGCCAAGAACGCGCUGAACGGCAUCCGCUUCGACCCCGAGAUCCCCCAGACGCUGCGGCUGGAGUUCGCCAAGGCCAACACC
Pterocles gutturalis (yellow-throated sandgrouse) is the source of this 243-nucleotide messenger RNA. RefSeq names its product RNA-binding protein with multiple splicing. The annotation marks the transcript as partial. Gene Ontology annotation, molecular function: mRNA binding. The transcript is spliced from 4 exons. The record is from RefSeq and is a predicted model, not a curated record. Lineage: Eukaryota; Metazoa; Chordata; Aves; Pterocliformes; Pteroclidae.